ACUCAGAAGACUGGACACAAUUCCGAAGGUCGCCCAGAAGGAGAGGACAAUGUCAUUUCUAACUGUGCCAUACAAACUGCCUGUGUCUUUGUCUGUUGGUUCCUGCGUGAUAAUCAAAGGGACACUGAUCGACUCUUCUAUCAACGAACCACAGCUGCAGGUGGAUUUCUACACUGAGAUGAAUGAGGACUCAGAAAUUGCCUUCCAUUUGCGAGUGCACUUAGGCCGUCGUGUGGUCAUGAACAGUCGUGAGUUUGGGAUAUGGAUGUUGGAGGAGAAUUUACACUAUGUGCCCUUUGAGGAUGGCAAACCAUUUGACUUGCGCAUCUACGUGUGUCACAAUGAGUAUGAGGUAAAGGUAAAUGGUGAAUACAUUUAUGCCUUUGUCCAUCGAAUCCCGCCAUCAUAUGUGAAGAUGAUUCAAGUGUGGAGAGAUGUCUCCCUGGACUCAGUGCUUGUCAACAAUGGACGGAGAUGAUCACACUCCUCAUUGUUGAGGAAACCCUCUUUCUACCUGACCAUGGGAUUCCUAGAGCCUGCUAACAGAAUAAUCCCUCCUCAACCCCUUCCCCUACACUUGGUCAUUAAAACAGCACCAAACCGUA
Molecule: messenger RNA, 605 nt
Organism: Homo sapiens (human)
Lineage: Eukaryota; Metazoa; Chordata; Mammalia; Primates; Hominidae
Gene: LGALS16
Product: galectin 16
Exons: 4
Coding region: 50-478 (142 amino acids)
Biological process (GO): positive regulation of programmed cell death
Molecular function (GO): carbohydrate binding
Source: RefSeq, marked validated